AAUCCCAAGUAACAAAUCCGCCUAUAAAAGGCAAAACAAUAUUUCUGCUCAAAGGGGGGACUAUAAUCACUGUAAACGAAACCUAAAUUGUGAGUCCAACAACAAAUCAGUUCCCAGAUGGAGAACAUUUUGUGCUCACUUGCUCAAACGCCAACCAUCUCUCUUGCAGUUGCUUAAAUUAUUUGAUGGGAUUCACUCUUCAAGUUUCACAGACAUUUGUACUCGUUUGUAACAGAAACUCAAUAUAAAAUGGCACUAUGGAUGGAAGCAGGCAGCACACCAACCACUGAGAAAGAACAAGCGGAUUUGGAUGCCAUCAAUGCCCUCCGAGAAUCUUCUGCACUGGAACUCAAGGAAAAAGGGAACCAGUUUAUUAAGAUGGGGAAGAAGCAUUAUGCCGAUGCAAUUGAUUGCUACUCUCGGGCAAUCAAUCAGAAGAUAUCAAACGAUAUUGAGAAUUCAAUUUUUUUUGCAAACAGAGCUCAUGCCAAUCUUCUUCUUGGAAACUAUAGACGUGCGUUGAUGGAUGCUGAAGAUGCAAUAAAGAUCAAUCCAAAAAAUGUUAAGGCCUAUUACCGAGGGGCAAAAGCUGCUCUUGCAUUAGAAUUAUUGGCAGAAGCAGGGAGGUUUUGCAGAACAGGUCUUGAACAUUGUAUGUCUAAUGAUGAACUCAAAAAGUUAGAGGAACAAGUUAAUGCAAAGCAGGCAGAGAUCGACAAUCGUAAGCUUCAAAUAUCAGAAGCAUUAUCUACAGCAGAGGCUCUUGCUUCUGCAUUAGACAGUAGAAGUUUGAAGUUGGGAAAGGUCAUGUAUAAAGAGCUAACUGGAGUAAGGAAGCCUAGGUUGGAUGAAUCUGGUAUACUUCACUGGCCAGUUCUCUUCCUUUAUGGGGAGGUUAUGUCUAGUGACUUUAUUGAGGACUUCAGCGAGACUGACACAUUUGCAUUACAUCUUGAUAUGUUGUUUGGAAAAGAUGCACCUCAGCUGCUUUGGGAUGAACAUCAUGCAUAUGGUCGCGAAGCAAUAGAACUUUACUAUCAGUCAAAUGCAGGGAGGGCCUUACCUAAAAAAAAGGUUCUUCAGUACUUUUUGGAGGACACAGCUGGUACCAUAGCCAACAAUUUUGAAGAAGCAGAUGAUGGAAAUAUAGAUGAUGAUUUUGCAAGUAUGUCAGUAAAAGAUUCUUUGAAGUGGGUGAAGGUGAAUGAAAGAAAGACUCUUCAGGAUGUUCUCAAACGACAUGACCAUGUUAUUCCUGGUAUUCCAGUUUUUUAUGUGGUGUCACGUCAAUCAAGCUUUUAUGAAAAGUUUGUCUCGGGGAGUUGGUCUCCUCCAUAGCAGUGCUUCACAAUUCCUGUCUUCUUGAAGCUUAUUUUGAUUGGAGCCUCUGGUGAAAGUUCUCUACUUGCAUGCUACAAGGAAGAACCAAUUUCACCUUUGGGGUAAUGAAGUUUUCUUGCAGCGAGUGAAGGCCUUGGGCUAAGCUAAGUACAAGGAUAUGAUGGAUAAACUCGUCUUUCUAACAAUUUGGAUUCAUCUUAAGAAUAACAUUCUGAAACUGUAAACAGAAUUAAGAAUUUCAAUUUAUAUUAAUUACAUGUGAUAGCUCCACAGGAUGGUACCUAAAUUGAUUAUAUCUGAAUGGCCAUAGCAUAUGAAUUAACAAGUA
Molecule: messenger RNA, 1669 nt
Organism: Cryptomeria japonica (Japanese cedar)
Lineage: Eukaryota; Viridiplantae; Streptophyta; Pinopsida; Cupressales; Cupressaceae
Exons: 8
Coding region: 250-1338 (362 amino acids)
Molecular function (GO): Hsp90 protein binding
Source: RefSeq, a predicted model, not a curated record